Molecule: messenger RNA, 2337 nt
Organism: Heterocephalus glaber (naked mole-rat)
Lineage: Eukaryota; Metazoa; Chordata; Mammalia; Rodentia; Bathyergidae
Gene: Prodh
Product: proline dehydrogenase 1
Cellular component (GO): mitochondrion
Molecular function (GO): FAD binding; proline dehydrogenase activity
Source: RefSeq, a predicted model, not a curated record
GUCUCCUCAGGGGGCGGAGCCUCUGAAAUGUGCGGGCCGGUACUACUAUUUAAGCACCCCUGGCACGUGCGAUCCCUAGCCAUGGCUCUCAGACGCUUCCUUUCCUCGUUGAGUCCCCGCACGCCCGGCUUCGCGCCGUUGUCCACUGCGCCAGUGGCCCGCGAGCGGCCCACCGCAGGCCCGGGGGCCCAGCCGGGAUGCGGGGCGGGCGAGACAGUGCGGCCGCCGGUGCCCGCCGUGGAUUUUGGCAACCCACAGGAGGCCUAUCGCAGCCGGCAUAGCUGGGAGCUGGCGCGCAGCCUGCUGGUGCUGCGCUUGUGCGCCUCGCCCACGCUGCUAGCGCACCACGAGCAGCUGCUCCACACUGCCAGGAAACUAGUAGGGCAGAGACUGUUCGAUAAGCUGAUGAAGAUGACUUUCUAUGGGCAUUUUGUGGCUGGUGAGGAUGAGGAGUCCAUUCGACCCCUGAUCCAGCACAACAGGGCCUUUGGCGUUGGCUGCAUUUUGGACUACGGAGUGGAAGAAGAUCUGAGCCCCGAGGAGGCGAAGCACAAGGAGAUGGAGUCUUGCGCCUCUGCAGCCGAGAGGGAUAGCAGUGGCACCGAUAAGAGGGAAAAGCAUUACCAAGCCCACCAUGCCUUUGGAGACCGUAGGGAUGGUGUUGUCAGUGCCCACACGUACUUUUAUGCCAAUGAAGCCAAGUGUGACAGCUACAUGGAGAACUUCCUGCGCUGCAUCGAAGCCUCAGGUGGAGCCAGCAAUGAUGGCUUCUCAGCCAUUAAGCUUACUGCACUGGGGAGACCCCAGUUUCUGCUGCGGCUCUCAGAUGUGCUGACCAAGUGGAGACGGUUCUUUCACCAAAUGGCUGCAGAGCAAGGGCAGGCUGGGCGUCCUGCCAUGGAUAUGAAGCUAGAAGUGGCAGCGCUGCAGGAAAGUAUUGUGAAGAUGGGCAUUGCAUCCAGGGCUGAGAUAGAAGACUGGUUCACACCAGAGACCCUGGGAGUGUCUGGCACUGUGGACCUGCUGGACUGGAACAGCCUCAUCAACAGCAGGACCCGGCUCUCUAGGCACCUGAUGGUCCCCAACAUGCAGACAGGACAGCUGGAGCCGCUGCUGUCACGGUUUACUGAGGAGGAAGAGCUGCAGAUGACACGGAUGCUACAGAGGAUGGAUGUGCUGGCCAAGAAAGCCAUGGAUGUGGGUGUGUGGCUGAUGAUAGAUGCUGAGCAGUCCUACUUCCAGCCAGCCAUCAGCCACCUGACACUGGAAAUGCAGCGCAAGUUCAGUGUGGAGAAGCCACUCAUUUUCAACACAUAUCAGUGCUACCUCAAGGAUGCCUAUGACAAUGUGACCCUGGAUGUGGAGCUGGCUCGCCGGGAAGGCUGGUGCUUUGGGGCCAAGCUGGUGCGUGGUGCAUACAUGGCCCAGGAGCAUGCCCGUGCCUCGGAGAUUGGCUAUGAGGACCCCAUCAACCCCACUUAUGAGGCCACCAACACCAUGUACUACAGGUGCCUCAACUAUGUUCUGGAGGAACUGAAGCACAACUCAAAGGCCAAGGUCAUGGUGGCUUCUCACAAUGAGGACACAGUGUGCUUCACACUACGAAGGAUGGAGGAGCUGGGCCUGCAUCCCUCUGACCGCCAGGUGUACUUCGGACAGCUGCUGGGCAUGUGUGACCAAAUCAGCUUCCCACUGGGUGUACAAUUCAGCGGCAUUAAGUACAGAGAAUUUUGAAAGCAGCAAGUGCAAAGUGACUCAUCACAUACAAAGAAGCUUCUACAAGAUUAUCAGUGGAUAUCUCAGCAGGAACCCUGCAGUCCAGAAAGUACUGGGAUGAUAGCACUUAAAGUGCUAAAAAAGAAAAGAAACAAAAACCCUGCCAAUCAAGAAUCCAGCAAAAUUGUUAUUCAGAAAUGGAGAAAUUAAGACAUUCCUAGGUAAACAAAAGCUGAAGGAGUUUAUUGCUAUUAGACCUGGCUGACAAGAAACACAAAGGGCUGGGUGGUGAAUAUUGCUGCCAAGUGCCAUUCAACAGAAAGGCAGGCUUGUAAAAACAUUAUCGUGUGUCCCUGCCCACCUCAUUCACUGGAUAUGGCACCAGUAACUUCUGGCUCUUCUUCAAAGUCAAAAUGAUCAUGAGAGGUAAAAGUUUGAAUUGAUUCUGAACCUUGAGGCAGCCACAACAAUGCUCCUACAGACACUCAUGAAAGAAGGCUUCCAGAACUGCUUCAGAAAGUGGCAGGAACAAUGGGAUAAAGGUGUUUGAAGCAAGAGGGUGUGUUUUGAGGGGGAUUAAUGGCAAUGUGUCUUUUACUAUAAUAAAAUUUUAAAAAUUCA